Molecule: messenger RNA, 532 nt
Organism: Paramecium pentaurelia
Lineage: Eukaryota; Ciliophora; Oligohymenophorea; Peniculida; Parameciidae
Source: the annotation of a GenBank genome assembly
AUGGAAAUUGAUGUUGGUUUCGUUUCAAAGUUAGCCACUAUGCUUGAUUUUAUAUUAAUUCUCAUUUUUUGUAUUUGGUCCAUUAUUCAUUGCUUGAAAUAGGAAAUUUAUAAUUUAAACUCAAUUAUGACCAAUAUUAAUUUGAUGUAUUAUAUAAUACGAUUCAUUAGGAUUAUGGAUGUUUUACUAUUGUUGGGUGAAACAAAAAGAUUAGUAAUGGUUGAAAAGUUCUAUUUUGCAUGCAAUUAAUUUGGAAGAGGUCUAUUUUGUUUAUUGUAUGGAAUAUUAAUUUUUUAGUCUAGCGUUAUGGUUAUUUGCGGAAAAUAGUAAAACAGCAAAACAUAUGAAUUUGCAUGAUUAUGGUUUAUCAGUUGCAAUAUGCACCACUGUAAUAGGAAUUAUAUAUAUCAUAUAGCAUUUUUUAGUAUUUGUAGAAUCUAUUCAUUUUAGUUUGAUAAAAGAUAAUUCAUAAUUACAAAUUGAUUAAUUGUUUAAGAAAUAUGAUAUUAUAAAAAUAAUUAUAUUUUACUGA